Molecule: messenger RNA, 1530 nt
Organism: Pygocentrus nattereri (red-bellied piranha)
Lineage: Eukaryota; Metazoa; Chordata; Actinopteri; Characiformes; Serrasalmidae
Exons: 3
Coding region: 177-551 (124 amino acids)
Source: RefSeq, a predicted model, not a curated record
ACAGUCGAACUGGCAACCCCGACAUCGGCGAGCAGAGGCAACGCCACGUCGGCAGAGAGAGAGAGAGAGAGAGAGAGAGAGAGAAGUUGAGGAAGAGUGGAGGAGUUCGUUUGGUGCGCGUGAAGCCCUGAGAUGCUGCAGUGAGCGCGAGCUGAACAGAGAAAAGAGCAGUAAACAUGGUGAAGAACGUUCACUGUGAGGUGCAGCACGGCGUCGGAGGAGGUUUGGAGAGAGAGACGAUUCAAACUGGGACUCAGAACACCACAGAUGAGGGUAAGGAUGGUAAGGAGGGUCCGGCCCCCGGGGUCCUGUGGAGGGUCACCGGCGGACUGUACAGUGCCACCAAGGGCGUCGUCGGGGCAACGGUGGGCGGCGUGGCCUGGUUGGGCGGGAAAGGCCUGGAAAUCACCAAAUCGGCCAUGACCUCGGCACCCUCGGUGGGCGUCGGCCUGGUGAAGGGCGGAGUCUCGGCUGUGACAGGGGGUGUGUCCUCCGUGAGCUCAACCGUGGCCAGCAAAGUCACAGGGAAGAGGAAGGACAAAGCGGAGUGAGGAAGACGACAGUGACGAUGAUGAUAAAGACCAUGAAGAAGGACAGUGCGCCCCUGAGCCGUUAGCACAACAAUCUCAAUUUUCUGGAUUAUUUUUACCGUCAGGGUCGAAAAACGUUUUGUCAGUUUUCUUUCCUCUCCUCUUUUUAUCUUUACCGCCUUUUUUAUUUAACUGUUUAAAAGCCGCUGUUGCUGUAAAGGCAGUGGUGCUGGGCUAGCUGAGGCGCUAACAGCACAAAGACAGUCUAUACUGAAAGGAAUAGCUCGAGCAAGCAUGCUAAUGUUGCUAGCAACGGUUGGAAGCUAGAAGCCGCCAGCUAGCACAGUGUUAUCCACGUGAUGCUAAUGCUCCUCGGCGGCUGUUCGCGUUCCUUCAACGUUAGUAAUGUUAGAGCUGUUUUGGGUUUCUGAAUGUAUAAAUUGGGACCAUAGGUGACUUGUAACAUCACCGAAAGGCAAUAAUCAUUAAAUCUUUGUUAUUUGGAGCUGGACUGGACUCGUCUAAGUGACCAUAGAAACGCUGAAUGAUCGUUAUUUUCUCCUCUUUUUGUUUCUGCUAUGUUAUCAAGGUUUUAGAGGUUUUAGUUUCCAGCAUUUCGUCGUUCAGGGCACGUCUGUAUUAUUAAUGUUAACUCUGCUUUUCCAAAUGCAACAAGAUGAUGAAAAUUGGUAGCAAAUAUUUUGUAAACGUUUUAUAAGUACGUUUUAUUUUACUAACGCAAUCGAUUUUAUAGUUUUGUUUUGUUCCUGAAUCCAGAUUUCUACUCCUAUUUCUGAUUUCUACACAGAAAAUAGAGCACAUUUAUUUUAUAUAAGUCCUGUUUGUCCAGGCGAUCCGAAGACAUUUCUUAAUUCUCUGUUAGCUUUUGAGCUUUUGUGUGUGGACAUUUUCUAUGUAAUUUCUGCAGAACAAUGCAAAGUGCCAGGUUUGCCUCUGCACUGAGAUAUCUUUAUAUAAAAUAAAGCCAUAUGGAACUCGA